CGGAUAUAUUCAAUCCAUUGGAAAAACGGAGCUCUCAAUUCACUGGCACUGCAGUCGCCGGUGAACACCGCCGAAUCCGACACACCCGGCCCGCCUCCAGUUUCCACCACCAUCGCCGGACUCAGCUCUUCAGCUACCGCCACUGAUCGCGCUUCAGGAUAUGGCACACGUAGAACCUGAGAAUGCAGACAUGAAUCUGUAUCAAGUAAAUAGUUUUGUGAGGAGACCUCAUAUCCUGCUUGCUGCCAGUGGAAGUGUCGCUUCAAUAAAGUUUGCUAAUCUUUGUCAUUGUUUCUCCGAGUGGGCGGAGGUGAAAGCUGUUGCUACCCAGGCGUCUCUCCAUUUCGUAGACAGGGUAGCUCUUCCCAAAGAUGUAGAUCUUUACACUGAUGAGGAUGAAUGGUCGAGUUGGAAAAAGAUAGGUGAUAAUGUGCUCCAUAUUGAGUUGCGUAAGUGGGCUGAUAUCAUGGUCAUCGCACCUUUGUCUGCCAAUACACUUGCCAAGAUUGCCGGAGGUUUAUGUGACAACUUGUUGACCUGCAUUGUCCGGGCAUGGGACUACAAUAAGCCAAUGUUCGUAGCGCCAGCCAUGAACACCCUCAUGUGGGACAACCCUUUCACUGAACGCCAUCUCAUGGCGAUAGACGAUCUUGGUAUCUCACUUAUCCCCCCAGUGAAGAAGAGGCUGGCCUGUGGAGACUAUGGCAAUGGCGCAAUGGCUGAGCCUUCCCUAAUAUACUCCAAUGUAAGACUUUUCUAUGAGUCUCGAGAACAAUCCAGUGGUUGCAAUGUUUAGUCUGAUAUAUCGCAUCCAUUUCAAUGUGGAAAUACUGUCUCGAGUUUAUUAGGUGAUGAACAAUCUCUUACUUGUGGUGCGGUUUAUCAAAACUGUAAUCUGUUAAUUAGGAAUUUAGUGUGUGCCAUUCGAAAUCGUGUGCUUAUGUUGUUAGAAUGUUCUCUACUUGCCACAGUUAUUCGAGAGAUUUAGAUUCAUAUUGUCAAAAGGCAUAGGCCAUAGAUUGAUUUUA
Molecule: messenger RNA, 1028 nt
Organism: Salvia splendens (bonfire salvia)
Lineage: Eukaryota; Viridiplantae; Streptophyta; Magnoliopsida; Lamiales; Lamiaceae
Product: probable phosphopantothenoylcysteine decarboxylase
Exons: 3
Coding region: 161-796 (211 amino acids)
Biological process (GO): coenzyme A biosynthetic process
Cellular component (GO): phosphopantothenoylcysteine decarboxylase complex
Molecular function (GO): FMN binding; phosphopantothenoylcysteine decarboxylase activity
Source: RefSeq, a predicted model, not a curated record